Molecule: messenger RNA, 2534 nt
Organism: Protopterus annectens (West African lungfish)
Lineage: Eukaryota; Metazoa; Chordata; Ceratodontiformes; Protopteridae
Gene: RAB7B
Product: RAB7B, member RAS oncogene family
Exons: 6
Coding region: 273-875 (200 amino acids)
Biological process (GO): endosome to lysosome transport; phagosome-lysosome fusion
Cellular component (GO): phagocytic vesicle; lysosome; late endosome
Molecular function (GO): GTP binding; GTPase activity
Source: RefSeq, a predicted model, not a curated record
AUCUGCUGACAAGUAAAGUGCUUGCUUGUUACACAGUGCACUGAGAAGCUGAAGAAAGUAUACUUUAUAGCAGUCUUAUCUUCUGUCAACAUCAGACCUUUUGAGUUGUUACCGAGUCAGGCGAUGAAACACUGAAGAAGCACCAAGUUGUAAACUAUGAAGUGACUGGAUUAAAUAGAGUAAGAAUAUAUGCUGGCGUUCUCACGAGAACUUGAGGCUCCAACUUUUCAAGCAGAGGACUCUGUAGUACACAGCCACAAACUAUUCUCUACAUGAACUCAAAUAGGAAAGUGGGCCUAAAGAUAGUCAUACUUGGAACCCUUGGAGUGGGGAAGACAUCUCUUGCACAUCAGUACGUGAACAAACGAUUUUAUGAAGAUUAUAGAACAACACUGGGAGCUAGCAUCCUUUCCAAGAUUAUUGAAAUUGACAACACAAACCUGAAACUACAGAUCUGGGAUACUGGGGGCCAGGAACGUUUCAAGGCUAUGGUAUCUGCAUUCUACAAGGGAUCAGAUGGUUGUGUGUUAACCUUUGAUGUCACGGACAGGGACUCCUUUCGUGCUAUUGAAAAUUGGAGAGAGGACUUUCUAGAUAAAGUCCAUCCAAGAGACUCCAACUUCCCCAUGAUUGUCUUAGGAAACAAAAUUGACAUAAAGGAGAGGCAGGUGUCCAAAGACAUGGCUAAAGCCUGGUGUGAUGAGAGAAAUCUUCCGUACUUUGAAGUCAGUGCAAAGAAUGAUCUCAAUGUAGAUUUUGCUUUUGAAACACUAGCAAGAAAUGCACUAACAAAGUAUCGAGAAUCACUUGAAAGUUACUUCACAGACUCUAUAAAGCUAAAACCAAUGGACAAGCCUAGAAGAAAAUGCUGUUAAAAGGAAUCAUCUGCUAAGCUGCAUUAUGGCAUGUGUGGAAUAUGCCAUUCUAUGAACCAGCAGCAAACCUCUACCUCGCCAAGGAUUAAAGGCCACUGAAACUCACUAUUCUGAAUGUUCUGUCUGUAGCAUUCCAGUGUUGUAAUGGGGAUGAAAACAUGUACCUAAAAAGCUGAGACUCUGUGUAUCCAUUGAUUGGUGGUACCUGUUACAGUACAAAUGGGAGAGUGAGAGCAUCCAUUCAUUCAUGGUAUCGGUUACCUUAUAAAUGGGAACUUUUCUGGGUGUUCGUUCAUUCACAGUACCUUAUUAAGGGCUGUCUAAUCACUGGUGACAUUAGCCUUCAUUUUUGUCUUCCUCCUCAACAGUUGUGAAGAACCUAUAUGGGAACCUUUUGAGCUUACUUGCCUGUUACAUAACUGCCUUGGUUCCUCCUGAGCAGGCAUGGCAUUAAUAACUUUUAAGCACUUUAGUCUUUCUCACAUGUUUCACUUUUUAUUAAUAAUAUAUGUAAGAUAUUCAUUCCCAGUGUGGGUCUAUGUUUGGUUUUAACAGGAGUCUAUAUAAUAUGAGAAAUGUUGACAGUUACAAAGAUACAAGCUCUAUAUACUUUAAACUGGUAUUAUUGACUAUACAUAGUUCAUUUAAUGUACUUUUCUGUAAUUUUAUAAACUUAGUUUUACAGAAUGUUACAAAUGUUUGCUUUAAUAUCUGAGCAAAUACACCUUCGUAUUCAGUGAUCAUACCAGAACAGUACAGUAUUGCAAGCUUAAAUUUGGAAUGUUAUUCAGAAUGAAAGAUAAGAGACAGGGGCUUGCUGGGACAUAAACAAGUGAAGACGGCACAGUUAAUCUAUGUUGCUUCGGGGCACAAGUCAACAAAGCUUUUGGGAUGCAUAAAUAUUUCUGUUAGUCCUAGAAAAUAUAAGAUAAGCAUAGGUAGAUUACUUGAUCUCUUGAAGUUUUUGUGAAAGCAUAUAUUUCAUUUUAGAUGUAAUAAUGUAUGUAUAUGUGUAUGUAUACAUAUAUGUAUAUACUGCCAGACUCAUAAUCAAAGGCCAUAGAAUAGUGCCAAUGGUUGUAGACAUGUACAUGUACGAAACUGACCUGCAUCAUCAAUGUUCUUAAAUGCCCUGUUCUGUAACAUUGUUUUGUAUUGUUUUUUUGUAUUUGUUUAUUUUUAAGAUAAAAUAACAUAGCACAAUGAGAUUUAAUUCACUGAGAAAUAUACAUAACAUUGUGUUAAAUCUUUACUAAUAAGGUAGCUGGCACAAAUUGAAAUACUGCCCCCUCCAUUACACAUUUAAUAGUAGAACUGCCUAAGAUCAUGUAUAAGAGCAGGAAGCCCCACCAUGGACUAUAUAUUCCAUGCUUUGAUUUUAUUCCACUUCUUAUCUGUUUUUACACUACUGAGUCAAACUUUAAAUUCUAGUAACCACACAUGCUAUUUUAAUAUGUCAUGUCAUUCCCUUUGUUCAAACCUUCUUUUGAUAAUCUCUGUAAUAAAUAUAUUUUCUAUGUAAAUACUUGAUGUGAUGCUUUGAUUGUAUUCUUUGACACUGAAAUUUCUGCCCACUGGGCCCAUUGCUGAAAAGGGUGUGCAGACCAGUUAAUUUAUCUGGUUGUAAAAACGUAAUAAAUAAAUAUACAUUUUAUUUGA